Molecule: messenger RNA, 906 nt
Organism: Rotaria sordida
Lineage: Eukaryota; Metazoa; Rotifera; Eurotatoria; Philodinida; Philodinidae
Source: the annotation of a GenBank genome assembly
AUGAAUUUUGCAACAUCUGAUUGUUUAAGUGAUGAUAAAACAACAUAUAUAUGUGAUAGAAAAUUUUCAUGUGGAUGUUCAUCAGAUUUAACUAUUCGUGGACGUAUAUUUGGUGGUGAAAACGUUUUAUCAUAUUCAUGGGGUUGGAUUGUAAGUUUAUAUCGUUCAAAUAUUUUUUUUUGUUCAGGUUCAUUAAUAUCAUCAAAUUUAAUUUUAACUGCUGCACAUUGUAUUCAACCUGAAUUAUUAAAAUUAUCACAAAUUACAAUUAUUGCUGGAAGUAAUACACUUUCAAAUCGUGACGGUCAAGGACAAUUACGUCAUAUUUAUGAAGUUUUUAUUCAUCCAGAUUUUGAGAAUAAGUUGAAACUUAAUGAUAUUGCUAUUAUUCGUUUAUCAAAACCAUUUGAUAUGUCAAAUUCAAGAUUAGCUAUUGUAUGUUUACCUAAUGCAAUUACAGCUGAAUUAAUUACUAAAUUAGAAUAUCCAAUACCAGGUACAACACUUGUUGUUAUUGGAUGGGGUAUAACUGAAUAUAGUCGAAUGUAUCCAUCAACAAUUCUACAACAAGUUACAGUCAAAGCAGUAGCAAGUACAUCAAGUGAUUGUACGACUUCUACUCGUGAAAUGGUUAAUGUUACUGUACAUUUUUGUGCUGGAGUACCAGGUGGUGGAAAAGAUGCGUGUCUAGGUGAUAGUGGAGGUCCAAUAAUGGCUUUUGUUGAUAAUCGUUGGCAAAUUGUAGGUUUAAUAUCCAAUGGUUAUGGAUGUGCUCUGCCUGGUCAUUCAGGUAUUUAUACACGUGUUGCAUAUUAUAUUCCAUUUAUUGAAACAAUUAAAAAUCAAAAUCAAACAAUCUAUUCAUCAGUAAUUGCAACAUGUUUAAUAUAUUAUAAAAAAAAAUAA